This is a messenger RNA of Penaeus vannamei (Pacific white shrimp), 1126 nucleotides long. Lineage: Eukaryota; Metazoa; Arthropoda; Malacostraca; Decapoda; Penaeidae. The record is from RefSeq and is a predicted model, not a curated record.
AGGAGGGAGAACCGAGGAAUGAAGGAGUGAGAAGGAGACAAAAGAAAGAGAGACGAGCAGAGAAAGAAGGAAGAAGAGAAGGAAGAGAACAAGGAGGCAAAGAUACAAAAGAUGGAAGACGAGCAUCAGGCAAAGUCAAGUUCAGCAGAAGGAAGCAGCAACUCAAGAAGAAUCCAGAAAAUAAGAAAGAAAUUAAGAAAACACCAAAAAAGUCAAAAAAGGUAUCUGGAACCACGCCAAGGAAAGUCGCCACGAAACCGAAGCAAGCUAAGGAUAAAAAGGAGAAAGAUAAGAAAAAGAAAAAUAAAGAUAAGAAAAAGAAAGGAAGUGGAGAGGAAACAUAUGUCCUGGGAGAAGUUACUACGAAGUUUGCCUCGAAGUCAAAAGGAAAGUGUAUAGCAACGGACGCCAUUCUGGGAAAAGAUUCGGUGGUGGUGUACACGACCAAUCAGAAGAAGAGAAGCAAGUGUAAGAUAACGAUUAGGGGCAAGAAAGGUGUAAAACUGACGAUGCAGUGUAGUCGCUUUUCGUUAGCGAGCAGCGGUUGUGAUGCGGAGGUGUUACAGGUGGUCGACAAGGGAAGCAAAGAAACGACCAAAUUCUGCCAGAACGACAACCCAGGCGAUACUUUCACCGUAUCUACUGGCAACCAAAUUCAACUCAAAUACAAGAAAAAGAAAUUCAGGAAGAAGGACGGCGAUUCCAGUCUGGGCUUCGUGUGUAAAGUCGCUGUAGAAGAUUCGACCCAAGCUGACCUCCUUCUGGGCAACGAAGCCGACUGUGGGAAAGCCUUUGACGUGCAGGUCGGUCAGUCGGCUGUAGUGGCUUCCACGGCCUCGAGAGGAACCUGCUCCAUCAGUCUGAAUGGGAAGUCCGGUUCGGUUCUCAGUCUAGAUUGCCCUCAUCUGCAAUUCGGAAGAAAAUGCAGGGCCGAAGAUUUGUUCGUCCAGGAUAGGAUCGAUUAUACGGCUUUUAGACUCUGCAAAGGCUCUACUGAAUUACCGUUUACUGUUACAACGUCUCAGAUGGUCUUAAUUUACACACGAGAUAAGGCUACGAAUUGGGGAGACUUUGUGUGCCGAGUUACUGCUGUUGGUACGUAAUGAGAGAGAGAGAGAGAGAGAGA